AUGCGUCAAUCAAGGCGUAAUGUAAAACAGCUUAAUGACGGCCCAGAUAAACCAGGGAAGCCAAAAGAGUUCACUUUUGAUAAAGAAAGUGUGACAAGCAAAAGUGUUUGGUUAAGUUGGAAACCAGGUCCAAAACGAGGAUCGGAGCACAUGUUUAACUUGAUAUGGUACACAGACGAUGGGAAUAAAAGAUGUGUGGACAUUCCACAUAAUGGAAGAGAUGUAAUGCAUUAUAAAUUAGAACGCUUAUUAGAAGCAACGAAUUACAAUGUGAAGAUAUUUGCUGAGUGUAACACUGUGAAAUUGGAAUGCGACACGGAAGUCCGUUUUAAUACUAAAGAUUCAUAUGAAGACGAAAUUUGCUGUGAAAACUGUAAUAAAACGGGAGCUUCUCAUGCAUCACGUGCAUAUUGCUUAUUACAUGGAUUUUACUUAUGCUUGAAAUGUUUAGACAAGGAGCACACAAAUAAAGAAUGUGUACUUUUAUGGAAUACGGAUGACACAAAGGCAAAAGACCAUAGACUGUGUUGUAAAGAUUUUUACAAGCAUGAUUAUUUACAUUUGAAAGGCGUGUGUCAAACUUGCAAACUAUUCAUCUGCUCGCAGUGUAUUGAAAAACACGAACACACUGGUUGUACGAGUCACCAACAAUUACGUGGUCCUCGUAAUACCAGGGCACGGAUGUGUUGUAGACAGAACAAAACUACAGGAGGAACAGAAACUGUCGACUUUUGCAUGCAAUGCAAGACAUUCAUAUGUGCAUCAUGCUUAAAACAUCAUUGCACGCAUUUAGUUAUUUCAAACGUGACAGAUGUAAUGAAUGCAGAGACGGAAUUGUGUUGUGAACUGAAUUCUAAAGCAAAAGGACAUGAACGUGAUGACUUUUGUAUACAAUGCGAAACAUUUAUUUGUGAAUCUUGCUUGACAGGACAUAAUAAUCAUCUGUUUAUUUCUACAUUUACAG
Ruditapes philippinarum (Manila clam) is the source of this 964-nucleotide messenger RNA. RefSeq lists its product as uncharacterized. The annotation marks the transcript as partial. Gene Ontology annotation, molecular function: protein binding; zinc ion binding. The transcript is spliced from 6 exons. Lineage: Eukaryota; Metazoa; Mollusca; Bivalvia; Venerida; Veneridae. The record is from RefSeq and is a predicted model, not a curated record.